This is a messenger RNA of Phycomyces blakesleeanus NRRL 1555(-), 534 nucleotides long. RefSeq lists its product as hypothetical. NCBI's taxonomy places the organism in Eukaryota, Fungi, Mucoromycota, Mucoromycetes, Mucorales, Phycomycetaceae. The record is from RefSeq and is a predicted model, not a curated record. The coding region runs from base 1 to 534 and encodes 177 amino acids. The transcript has 3 exons.
AUGCCUGCCAUGAACAUCCAUUCGUUUCAGCCUUUUGAUGGGGUCGGUUGUCCCUGUAGUGCAAUAUAUCUUUGUAUCAACAACUUGCCCACACCAGAACGGUACAAUAAAGGAGAAUGCUGUCUUCGUUGGUCUCAUUCCAGGGCCCAAGAAAUGUCCAUCUUUUGCUAUUUUCUGUGCUACUCUAAUUCUUGUUGCCUGGAAAAAUUGUAUGGCCUGGUUUACUUCAACCUCGUUGAAUGCACUGUCAUCGAUUCGAUGUAUAGCCUGUAUAUCAGUACAGCGAAGAGAAUAAUGGAGAAAUGGGUAUCUUCUGGUCUCAUCACAGAUACACACUUGGCUGCAACACGGGUUGAUGCUGAAAAUGUUUUACUUAUAUACAUGGCUCAUCUUAAUAAGGUCCAUAACUCAUUAGAGGUUUUCUGCAGAGAGUGUGAGGUGUUAUAUCAAGCUCCGUUUGGUUCACCAAAGAUGCAUCUGCAUUUACGUUUGCGAGAGACCGUCCUUAGCUUUGGCCCGGUUUACUGCUCUUAG